Messenger RNA from Perkinsus marinus ATCC 50983, 531 nucleotides. RefSeq names its product vacuolar ATP synthase 16 kDa proteolipid subunit, putative. Gene Ontology annotation, biological process: proton transmembrane transport. Gene Ontology annotation, molecular function: proton-transporting ATPase activity, rotational mechanism. The transcript has 3 exons. Gene Ontology annotation, cellular component: proton-transporting V-type ATPase, V0 domain. NCBI's taxonomy places the organism in Eukaryota, Perkinsozoa, Perkinsida, Perkinsidae. Bases 1 to 531 code for a protein of 176 amino acids. The record is from RefSeq and is a predicted model, not a curated record.
AUGUUCGCCGCAUCUACCGCUCUCGCCGCUUGCGAGCCCAGCUCGGCCUUCUUCGGCUUCAUGGGUAUCACCGCUGCCAUCAGUUUCGCCAACCUCGGCGCUGCCUACGGUACUGCCAAAUCUGGUGUUGGUAUUUGCUCCAUGGGCGUGAUGAGGCCCGACCUGGUGAUGCGUUCCAUCAUUCCUGUGGUUAUGGCAGGUGUGUUGGGAAUCUACGGUCUUAUCACCUCCGUCAUCAUUAACGGUAAAAUGGAUACUCCCGCUACCUAUUCCCAGUAUUCUGGCUAUGCCCAUCUUGGUGCGGGUCUCACUGUUGGUCUCUCGUCCCUCGCCGCUGGGUUGGCCAUUGGUAUUGUCGGUGACUCUGGUGUUCGUGCUAAUGCCCAGCAGCCCAAGCUCUUCGUGGGGAUGAUCUUGAUCUUGAUCUUCGCUGAAGCUUUGGGCCUUUACGGUCUCAUUGUUGGUCUUGUUGUUGCCUCCACUGCUACUGAGAAGGGCGCUGGCCUCUGCAGCUCGUUCGCUCCUCAAUAG